UAAUACUUUAUAUACAGUGUAUUGUGUUACUGUUUACUUGUACAGAAAUGGUAGAUCGGUGCACUACAGAUUAACCCUUCGUCUCACUCCAAUCAUUGGAUUACAGGAACACGAUGAGGACUCUGAAUAAUUUGUCCGAUCUGAAAGAGUCCAAGUUCGGUCAGCCUCCUCCCAGACACGGUCUGAUCUUGCUGUGGUGGUUUGUACAUGAAUGUGUUGAGAUUGAUUUCAACAGUCGUAUGGUUGCACUCUGCAACCCUAAAAAUGGUGCUUUUGGUUUCCACCGCUUCUAUAACCGGGAGAAUCUUCUUCCUUACUCUAAUCUCCCGUACUAUGAUGUGGGCAAUCUGCACAUCACCGACUCACUGCCUGAAUAUGUCACUGUGUAUUACACGGGAUAUUCAGACAACAGCAACAAAGAUCGCAUCAUUGUUUCAUUCAACUUAAGGUGGAACCGAUUUGACAGCAUUUAUGUGACACAGCACUCAGAUCUGGUGAAUUUUGACCAGAAUCACACUUAUUGUAUUAGUAUUGAACUCAUGAAGGACAUUAAAGGUUUGAGCCGAGAGGAAUUCCUCAAUGGACCCGCCCGCACAAAUCAACCCAAUCCUUCUCAGGAUGUGUCCAUAGACAUGCCUAGCGGAUAUAUUCCUUCUAUCUCAGCAAGAGUGUCACUAACACCUCAGCCAUACACACCUCAGCUACACACACCUCAGCCACACACACCUCAGCCAUACACACCUCGGCCAGUGCAGAGUGAAUCCUGUCUGAGUAAGAAAUGCCGGUGUGUGCUGAUUUGCGCCUUGAUUUUACUGUUGCUCAUUAUUGCUAUUGUCGUUUUAUGUGUUAAAUUUAUCCCUAAAUAGUUUUCGUCCAUUUCUGUUGUUAUUAGCUCGUUUUGAAGCUGUAUGUUGCAGUUGGUUUCCUUUUGGACAAUUGCUUAUUGGAAUGAAAUAAAGUAAAAACAUUUUCUUAUAUAGAAAUUAUUAUAUAGAAUAAAAUACAACGUUGAGCAUUGCAUGUUUAUCACUGUAUUGUUUUUAAAGGUUUAUUGCACUGAUGUAAAUAAAUAUCCAAGAUUUAGAAGGACCAAAAAUCAAUAUUAAUAUUAAUCUGAAUAUUGGGCGACACACACCAAUCAACGUCUUCUGUGUUUACGACCUGAUUUAUAGUAAUUUCGUUUCAUAAUUGUUGUGCUUAUUCUUUUACAUAAACAGAGAAUGUAUUAAAACUCCAAAAACUAUUGACUUGUGUUUGUGUGAUUUAGUUUUUUUGAAUCGUUGUUUUUCGAUAGAUUCGAUUUGUUCCUUAAAAUGAAUGCUAUUCCCAAGAAUAAUCGAUACUUUUUUCAAAAAGAAUUGAUACUUUUCCCAAAGUGAAUAGAUACUUCUUCCAAGAUGAAUCAAUACACUUCGUAAAAGAAUCGAUACUUUUCCCGAAUCGCCACUUUUUUCCAAAGUAAAUCGCUACUUUUUACAAAAAGAAUCUAUACUUUUUCCAAAGUGAAUUGCUACUUUUCCCAAAUUGAAUCGUCACUUUUCACAAAAUGAACUGGUACUUUUUCCAAAGUGAAUCGAUACUUUUUCCACGAUGAAUCGAUACUUUUUCCUAAAAGAAUCAAUACUUUUUUCAAAGUGAAUCACUGCUUUUCCCAAAUUGAAUCGAUACAUUUUCUAAAGUGAAUCAAUACUUUUUCCAAUUUUCCAAUUCCCUUUUUCCAAUUCCAAAAGGAGUCUAUACUUUUUCCAAAGUGAAUCAACACUUUUUACGAAGUGAAUUGCUACUUUUUACAAAGUGAACCGAUACUUUUCCCAAAAUGAAUCGAUACUUUUUCCAUAAUGAAUCGCUACUUUUUCAAAGAUGAAUCGCUACUUUUUUUUUUCAAAAGGAAUCGUACUUAACACAAAUUGAAUCGAUACUUUUCCCAAAAUGAAUCGAUAAUUUUUCCUAAAUUGAAUUGAAACGUUUCCAUAAAUUAAUCGAUACAUUUUGCAAGAUGAAUCGAUACUUUUCCAUAAAUCAAUCGAUACUUUUCCCAAGAUGAAUUGAUACUUUUCCCAAAUUGAAUCAAAACUUUUACAUAAAUGAAUCGAUACCUUUCCAAGAUGAAUCGAUACUUUUCCAUAAAUCAAUCAAUACUUUUUCCAACGUGAAUUGCUACUUUUUCCAAAGUGAAUCGAUACUUUUCACAAAUUGAAUCAAAACUUUUCCAUAAAUGAAUAGUUACUUUUCCAUAAAUGAAUCGAUACUUUUUCCAAGAUUAAUCAAUACUUUUUCUAAUAAGAAACAAAAUGUUUUAAACGAAUUUAAAAACAAUCGCUGGUGUUGUGUUUGUCAUCUCUGGUCAUCUCUGUAAUUAAAGAUAUUGUAUUCUGUCUGUUUACUUCAAUGUUUAUUGCCAAACUAAUUGCCUAAUUUCACUGCAUUAAAGGAA
Messenger RNA from Pimephales promelas (fathead minnow), 2434 nucleotides. NCBI's taxonomy places the organism in Eukaryota, Metazoa, Chordata, Actinopteri, Cypriniformes, Leuciscidae. The record is from RefSeq and is a predicted model, not a curated record.